Molecule: messenger RNA, 799 nt
Organism: Linum tenue
Lineage: Eukaryota; Viridiplantae; Streptophyta; Magnoliopsida; Malpighiales; Linaceae
Source: the annotation of a GenBank genome assembly
CUCCAAUGAUGAAACGAGCUGAAGAUUGAUUGAUAGAGAAGAAGGACAGCAAGCAAGCAAAUAGCAAAGCGGCAGUGGGGGGUGGCAAUGACGCCAUUGACGUUGCCUGUGGCCAUCGCCUCCAUCCAUCAUCCCAUCUCUUGGCUCCAAUCAAGAACGGCGCACCCCUCAGAACUCAUACAACUCCAACUUCUACUCAUCUUCCUCCCCUGAAGAGAUCUUGAUUAGCAAUGGCGUCUCGUAUUAACUCCAUGAAUAAGCUCCCCCUUUGCUGCAUACUCAUGGCCACAGCAUUCCUGUUUAUGGUCUUCUCGUCACUUGUCACAGCCUCCCACGAUGAAGCUUCAGUCUUACCACCGUCUGCAGCUUCCCCUGCAGCCCGUACGAGGAAGGUACUGCUUUCUGCAGUGAAGGGUUCUGAUAACAAAGGGCUGAUCCAUGGAAAUGCUGCUGGAGGAGCCAAGGAUGGAGAUCAGGAGGAGCUGAGGUCAGUUCCAUCAGGACCAGACCCUUUGCACCAUAACGGUGGAAGCCCCAAGAAGCCCAGACCUUCUUCCCCUUGAUCUUUGUGAAUGCAGAGUAGGAGAGGCUUUUUGUAGCUAGUGGCUUCAGAUAAUGCUAACUCCCUUUAGUUUUGGGGGGCGGUUUUGAACUAUGUAUCCAUGCAUCUACGUAUCCUUCCUCUGUUUUUCCCCCUCCCCUGUUUUGGGGUUAAUUUUGUUGUAGCAAUUGCUUCUGCAGUUGCCUGUUGAAAUUGUAAUGCAGACGUAAGAAAUGGUAUAAUAUAUUAACUAUUUAC